Messenger RNA from Microsporum canis CBS 113480, 1275 nucleotides. Its product is annotated as 26S proteasome non-ATPase regulatory subunit 11. NCBI's taxonomy places the organism in Eukaryota, Fungi, Ascomycota, Eurotiomycetes, Onygenales, Arthrodermataceae. Gene Ontology annotation, biological process: ubiquitin-dependent protein catabolic process. Gene Ontology annotation, cellular component: proteasome regulatory particle, lid subcomplex. The transcript has 2 exons. The record is from RefSeq and is a predicted model, not a curated record. Gene Ontology annotation, molecular function: protein binding; structural molecule activity. Bases 1 to 1275 code for a protein of 424 amino acids.
AUGGCGCCAGCUCCCAAUGAAGCUGGACGGCUCGCGGAAGCAGAGGCAGCAGCAAAGACGAAUCCAGCCAAAGCCCAAAAGAUAUAUCAAGAGGUGAUUGCUGAGGGCCCUGGAUCCAGUGAAGCUGCCUCUAGAGAGUAUGAAGUUGCUUUACUGGGCCUAGGAAAGAUUUAUCGAGACCAGAAGAAGCCAAAGGAGCUGGCGGAGCUACUCAAAACUAGUAGAUCUUCGUUCUCUUCAUUUGCAAAGGCCAAGUCCGCAAAGUUGGUUCGCCAGCUGCUCGAUUAUUUCACCGAUAUCCCAAACACACUUGACAUUCAGAUUGCCGUCAUCAAGUCCUGCAUAGAAUGGGCUGUAUCUGAACGACGGUCCUUCCUCCGACAAAACCUUGAAACCAGGCUCGUUGUGAUAUAUAUGCAGAAACAAACAUACUAUGAUGCCCUCACCCUAAUCAACUCGCUUCUCCGCGAACUGAAGCGCCUGGAUGAUAAGCUUGUGUUGGUGGAAGUUCAGCUACUGGAAUCGCGCGUCUACCAUGCUCUUGGGAACCAGCCUAAAGCCCGUGCGGCUUUGACCUCUGCUCGAACAUCAGCAGCAUCUGUCUAUACCCCACCUCUUCUACAGGCGGGCUUGGACAUGCAGAGUGGAAUGCUACACGCUGAGGACAAGGAUUUCAAUACUGCUUUCUCUUACUUCAUCGAAGCCCUCGAGGGUUAUCAUGCCCAAGAGGAUACUAGCAAGGCAACCUCUGCGCUACAAUAUAUGCUCCUUUGCAAGAUAAUGUUGAACUUGGGGAACGAUGUCACUACUUUGCUGGCCUCGAAACAUGCAAUUCGAUAUGCUGGCACAAGCCUAGAAGCUAUGAAGGCCGUUGCCCGCGCACACUCGAACCGGUCAUUAGAGGAAUACGAGAAAGCCCUGUCCGACUAUAGGUAUGAGCUAGGCGGCGAUGUCUUUGUUCGAAACCACCUUCGAAGGCUAUACGACGCCAUGUUAGAGCAGAACCUGAUCAAGGUCAUCGAGCCGUUCAGCAGGGUAGAAAUUGCCCAUGUUGCAAAGAUAGUGGGCUUGGAUACCCAGCAGGUUGAGAAGAAGCUGUCACAAAUGAUCCUUGACAAGGUGAUAAUCGGGGUGCUCGACCAGGGCGCUGGCUGCUUGAUCAUCUUUGACGAGGCCGAGAGGGACAAAGGAUACGAUGCUGCCCUGGAGACCAUCGACCGGCUCAGCACAGUGGUAGAUCUGUUGUACACUAACAAAGCUUCUUUACUAGAGUAG